This is a messenger RNA of Schistosoma rodhaini, 2190 nucleotides long. Lineage: Eukaryota; Metazoa; Platyhelminthes; Trematoda; Strigeidida; Schistosomatidae. The record is from the annotation of a GenBank genome assembly.
AUGUCUUUUUCCUAUUCAGGUUCCCAAUCAGAAGAAUGCGUUUUGUUAGAAAAUGACUGUUUGAAUCAAGAUUAUUAUGAAAAUAAUGGGGUAAAUGGUAUUAGUGCCAAACUUGGUGGUAACACUAUCAAUGUGAAUAAAUAUUUUAAAAGUAUUAGAAAGAAACGAAAUAGAAAAAAGCAUUUCAAUGUGACUACUGAUUAUGUACCUAUGAAUUCUGCUAGUAGUGAAUCGGUGAAUAAUACAAUUGAUAAUAUUAAUAAUAAUGAAAUUACAAUUAAUUGUGAAGGAAUUGAAAUACCUAAUAUUAUUAAUACUGGUCUAUUAGGAAAAUUUUUUCCAUUCGGUUUUUGUUAUGAAUUUAAAAAACUUGUCCAACUGGCUAUACCAAUUACCAUAACAUCUUUGGUGGCUUUUUUAUCUGGACCUAUGGGUCUUAUAUUCUGUGGCCAACUUGGAAAAACUGCACUUGCUACUGUCGGUUUGGCAAAUUCCAUAUUCAAUGUAGCUGGCUUAGCUGUUAUUACUGGUCUGUUAACAGCAGUUGACACUUUAUUUUCACAGAUAUUUGGCAGUUCAAAUAAAGGAUUAAUGGGUAUUCAUUUACAACGUGCUAUUGUAAUCUCGUUUAUUAUGUGUAUGCCUAGUUGGUCAUUGUAUUUAUGCAUCGAACCUAUACUAUUGGGAUUGAAACAAAAUCCAUUAAUGGCUAAGAAAGCUUCCGAAUAUUUAUUAUAUAUGAUACCAGGAUUGUAUUUUGCUGCAAUAGGUCAGAUUUUAACAAAGUACGUUCAAACUCAAAAUCGUGUAUAUAUUCCACUGGCAAUCGGGAUUUUAACAAAUUGUUUCAAUGCUUCGCUACAUUAUAUUCUUUUAUUUGUUUACAAAAUUGGAAUAAUAGGUUCAGCCAUUUCUCAAUCAUCAGCUUAUUUAUUUCAAUGUAUUUGCUAUCUACCAUACAUUCUGAUGUUGCAACAAUCAGGAUUAACAUGGAAAGGUUGGACAAAUGAAUUAUGGCUUGACUGGGGAAGAUGGUUCAAAUUAGCUAUGCCAGGUGUUCUCAUGAUUACCUUGGAAUGGAUCGUUUUUGAAAUGGGCAGUAUAGUUUCAGGUACACUUGGUGAAAGAGAAUUAGCUACCCAAACAAUUCUUUUCAAUAUUGAAUCAAUGUGCUUUACACUGUUACCACUUGGAUUUGGUAUAGCAUCAAGCAUACGUGUUGGUCAAUUUCUUGGUGCUCGCUCUUCAUUGGGACCACGAUCAGUUGUUUCCACAGCUCUUGUAACAUUGUGGACAGCUUCUAUUGUCUUUAUUCUAACUUUGUGUUUAUUAAGAUGGAAAAUUCCAAUGAUUUUCACUUCUGAACAAGAUGUCAUCGAACUAUCUGCUAAACUGUUACCAUUGAUUGCUACAUUUCAAAUAUUUGAUGGAACUGUGGGUGUUUGCGGCGGUGCCAUUCGUGGAGCUGGACUACAACUAUUCGGUGCUAUUGUUUGUUUCAUAAGUUUAUAUGUAAUAGGUUCUCCAAUCAGCUUUAGCCUUGUUUAUGCUGGUGCUUAUGGUUUGGAAGGUUUAUGGGCUGGUAUGACAAUCGGAACCAUUUUUGAAGGUGUUAUUUAUCUUGUUAUAUGUCAGCACAUUAACUGGGAGAAACAGGUUCAGCUAGCUAUUGAAAGAACAGAAGAAUUAAUACUAAAUGUUGACCAAAUGCAAGAAAGUAGUACAAAUCAAUCGACUGAAGAAGUUCAACAGUCAACAGAUACCAAACCCUCAUCGUUUAAAGAUGAAUGUGUAAAUGAAGAGGAACAAAUUGAUGUUCAAAAUGAUGUUUCAUUUCGUGAAAAUGUGACAGAAGCAGGAGCAAGCUUGGUAAAUGACUGCAACUCCCCAACCAAUGAAUUGAGUCCAAACUUACAAAAAAUACUUUCGAUUCAAUUAGAAAAGGUCGUCUUGUCACGUACUGUAUUCAUUCUAUUAAUGUUAUUUCUACUAAGUUUAGGCAUAAUUAUGAGAGUACUUAAACCAUGGUCAGGUAGAUUUGGUGUAUACUGUAUAUUUUCUAACGGGACAUUUAUCUCUUUAAAGGAUCGUAUUGAUAUAUUUCUUCCAAAUUCAACAGGAACAAUUUUAGAUGCUAACAAUAUUUUAUUAAAAUAUUAUAACCUAAACUGUACAAUAUCUAUCCCCUAA